GCUAACCUACAAUAUGCCAACUGUAAAUAACCCAAAUCUCUUCAGUUUUCUUAUAUUAGUUUCAUUAUACCACAGGAUUAUGAGCGAGUCUGGUAUUAUUAAAGAACAAAGGAAAAUUGCAUCAGGACUCCAGCUUGAAAACAAUUUCGGCGAAACUCUGGGUCAGUCCGUAAUUACAACAACUAUUACUGUGGACGAUGAAAAAUUUGAUGAUAAUGAACUUAAAAAACUCUUUGUAGAAAAUUUUAAAUUAUAUAAAAAAAUUGAGAGAGAAGGAAAUAAGAAUGGGACUCGUGAGAUAAUAAGGAAAACAAGGGAUGUAGUGAAUAUUACUGCUUACCGCAGGAUUGAAUGUCUUUCGUGUUUUGCAAAUGGAACUUCGGCAUUAGAUGAAAAUUGUUACAGGGGAUCUUCAUUAUUCAAAAAAGAAUGCGCAGACGAUGAAGUAUGUUUCACAGAAAUACAUUAUUACUUCAUUCGAAGGGGUUGUGUUGUACCUAAUAAAUUAAAUAGAACUUUUGUGUGCAACUGUCAUUUAUGCAAUGAUAAGACAUGGAAUGAUUCCACUUAUUAUGAAUACAGUAAGAUUAGUGACUGGGAAUAUGAUAAUAUUCGCUUACAAAGCCCAAUUAAAAGAAUGGAUCUGUUAUGUAAAGUUUGUGAUACCACCGGAACUAAUAAAGUAUCAGAUAAAAUUUGUAGAUUGGGUGAGAACGCAGACUACAUGGUAUGCGGACAUAAUCAGUUAUGUUACGUAAAUAUUGACGAUGAACUCGACUAUGUAUCUAGAGGUUGCACACAAAUGCCAGCAUUUAAUUCAAUGUACUAUUUGUGUAACAAAACAGUAUGCAAUAAUAAUGAUUUUCAGAAUCCUAAAUUAACAAUGCGGUCAAACAAGCAAAAUUAUUUUAGAAACAAAAAGAAAGUAAUAUCUAGAAGUUACGCAGUUAAAAUAAAAUAUAGCACAAUGGAUAUUUUGCAAGUUUUGUGUUUCAUUGAAUUCGAUAGAAGUAUAAAACCUUAUUUCUUAUGAAAAACAAUUAUU
Molecule: messenger RNA, 1045 nt
Organism: Achroia grisella
Lineage: Eukaryota; Metazoa; Arthropoda; Insecta; Lepidoptera; Pyralidae
Exons: 3
Coding region: 14-1033 (339 amino acids)
Source: RefSeq, a predicted model, not a curated record